AUGACAAACCAGAAAGACCUAGGAUAUGGAUGGCUUGCGAAAGCGAAAUUUGAGCAAGACAAGGUGCUAAAGGAAAAGUCCGAUAGCUGGAAGGCCGCAAGAUGGCAGGCAUAUUGGGAGGAUGUCCGCAAAGGAACUGUGAAGCGCAUGGUAUACCUUGUCCUGAUAACUAAAUCCGGCCCAAUUACAUCACCAGAAAAGUUACAGGAGAUUGCUGGUCUUACCUCACCACCGGAGGUUUAUACAACUGUGAAGAUGAAAGAUUUCGGUCAAGAGCCACCAGCCGAGCCACGGGAAGAGGAGAAAGUCCAGUACUGCACUGUUGGAAACUUGCAAGCUGUAAAAGCCGCGACUUAUGGUGUGCACCAGCUAGUGUGGUUUCGAGAUGCCCCGCUGGGCGCAUGGCUAGCGUACUCUUUGAAGGCGGAUGACCGACAGUGGGAAGAUUUUCGCGAAGCAUGCCGCACAGGAGCCAUUCCAUACACUUAUGGCACCUAUUCCAUUAUCAUAUCCAACGCAGGUCCCUUCACAUCCCCAGAAAAGUUACAGGAGAUUCUUGGUCUUUCAGCACCACCAGAAUUGAAGAAAGCAGCCCGAGCGGAACUCUCCGAGGACAUGCGGCCUUGGCCAAAAGAGGGGGAUUUAAUGCAGUAUUGCGAUGUUGACCUUUGCUACCUGGACAAGGUAGAGGAAGUCUCCGAAGGAGAGGAUAUCCUCAUUUGGGCCAAUAGAAAAAAAAGGUGUGGUUGGCUUGCCCACUCUUUGAAAUCGAAGCUUGGGGGUGAAUAUGUUGAUGCUAGCAACGGCAAAGAAAAAGCUGGCGAAAGAAGGCUUCGCUGA
Molecule: messenger RNA, 840 nt
Organism: Trichophyton benhamiae CBS 112371
Lineage: Eukaryota; Fungi; Ascomycota; Eurotiomycetes; Onygenales; Arthrodermataceae
Exons: 1
Coding region: 1-840 (279 amino acids)
Source: RefSeq, a predicted model, not a curated record